AUGAUUUCAACCGGAAAAGCGCUUGAGAAGAAAGUUGCGUCGUCGGCUGCAACAAGACCACAACAACGAAUAGACAUCAAAAGAAGAGCGAAGAAGUUUGAAAAGGCGUCGCAAGACAAGAACCCGCGGAAGCUCUACGCUUUACCAAAACAUUAUGGCGGCAAGAAGAAAAGGUGUUCAGUAGUCCUCAACACUGCCGUAUGA
Messenger RNA from Necator americanus (New World hookworm), 204 nucleotides. RefSeq lists its product as uncharacterized. The coding region runs from base 1 to 204 and encodes 67 amino acids. NCBI's taxonomy places the organism in Eukaryota, Metazoa, Nematoda, Chromadorea, Rhabditida, Ancylostomatidae. The record is from RefSeq and is a predicted model, not a curated record. The transcript has a single exon.